Monopterus albus (swamp eel) is the source of this 5812-nucleotide messenger RNA. RefSeq names its product Mov10 RNA helicase a (gene mov10a). The transcript is spliced from 22 exons. The coding region runs from base 358 to 3348 and encodes 996 amino acids. Lineage: Eukaryota; Metazoa; Chordata; Actinopteri; Synbranchiformes; Synbranchidae. Gene Ontology annotation, molecular function: 5'-3' RNA helicase activity; RNA binding. The record is from RefSeq and is a predicted model, not a curated record.
ACACAUUUACAGACGCUCCCUGGCUGGCUGGCGCCGUUGGGCAGCGUGCAUCACACAGAGUUUUGCUCUGAACUCUGCUCUAUGUGCAGGUUAUUUUAUUGAUGUUUUAACCUAUAAAAUGUAGGCGAACUCGAUGCUCACGUUAAGGGUUAAUGUCAAUAACCUGCAACUAUGCGUAAAAGUCGCGCAAAAUACGUAACACGGUAAUUUCCCCAUUGCCAGAGGACAUAGGGAUCCGGUAGCGAAACAUAUCAACGAACGGCAGUAUUUCAGGAAACUGGGUGUGAGGUAGUUGGUUAGUGCAUGAACUUGAUCUUUUCCCUCAAGCGAUAGCAGCGGCCUGUAAAACACGCAAACAUGAAGUCGCUCGUGCAGUCGCUUGAAUCCGGACUGGACUUUAUUGAAUUUCUGGGAGACAGAAUAUCCAACACCAGCAAAAAGGAACUCCGAGACAUCUACAACUCCGAAUUUAAGGGCAGAACAGGAAUAAAAGACCCCACCUUUUCCAGUGUUAUUACUGCUCUUCUAAAGUUCAACAAAGCCUACAUAAGACAGGGGAAAAUCCACAUCAAUGUCAGACCUCAGGUCAGAGUGUACUGUGAUCAGUGGAGGAGGCCCCAGGGCCCUCAGACAUCUGAUGAGACACCCUCCUUUGUCCCCUCAACCCCUGUGACCCCUGUGUUGACCCCCAAGAAGAAGCUGGCCACAGACAUCCUUAACAAGUUAAAGGCGAACAGGAAGGAGCUGACAGCUGACAAGGGGGGCAUUGAGAUCUCCUCAAACCCCGUGGCAAGUUGUGGAAAGGUGCAGUUCACUCAGUAUUGUCUGAGGGAGUUGUUCAUCGUCAGGUUCAAUAUUGUAAACAAGGGCACAAACUGCAUUCACUUCACCUACUACACUGCUCUGCACAAGAUGCGCUGUUUCACUCUGGAGGAUGAGAGGAGAGUGACCAGAGCCUGUCCACUGUUCCUCUGUCCCGGAGAAAGCUAUGAAGUUGUGGUUCGGUACAUGCUGAACCAUUAUGGAUUUUUCCCUGCGACAAUGUACUUUGAGUUCUGCCCUGAUGUCCCUGGAUCUGUGCCCUUCUGCAUUGUGAGGGAGAUUGAAGCUGCAGCCAAGACCUCGCUGGCUGCGAAGCUGGGACCUGUGGCUCCUUAUAAACCCUAUCAGGUUGUCACAUACAAGCCUGUUGACACUGUGGUAGUGGAGGGAGUACCCCCUGAGAGUUUACAGCAUGUAAAAUUACCUGUGAAAUUAGGAGAUAACAAGUACCCUUAUUACCUAAAGGAACUGGCUAAACACAGAAUGGAGGCCUCUGAGCACCUCUCUCCAACUGCUACACAGAAACUUGCAUCAGUGAAGAGUCUCCUCAGCUGUACCUUAAAGAUGAAGAACUACUCUCAUCGAUUUCACCUCCUGCUACACCUGGAAGAGAUACAGAUGGAGGUGGACAUCAGGAAAUAUGACCUCCACAAUCAGACCAUGACUCAAGAACAAAGCAACAGAAAACUGCUUACGCUCAGAGUUCCCGGUGUUGCUGAGAAUCGGCCAUCAGUACUUCGAGGAGACUGUCUGAGAGUGUCCAAAUCUGAGGAGACAGUCCAGCCGAUCACCGUGUACACUGGAUAUGUUCACAGAGUAGAGCUGGACAGGGUGAAACUGGGCUUCUCGAAGAAGUUGUUGCAGACUUUUAUCAGCAAUAUGAAGUUUGACGUGGAGUUUACUAUCAACCGAUUCCCUGUGAAGCUUCAGCAUCGAGCCGUGGAGUUGGCAGCAAAACACCAGCUCGAAGAAGUGCUGUUCCCGUCUGGUGCAGCAGUGGCUACUCUCUCCAUGCCUAAACUGAGCAUGUUCAACCGUCAGCUGGAAAGCAACCCGGAGCAACAUUCCGCUGUCCAGCGUAUUGUAGCCGGAUCAUCAAAGCCUGCUCCUCAUCUUGUGUUUGGGCCUCCUGGAACCGGAAAGACAGUCACUCUGGUUGAAGCUAUGAAUCAGGUCAGCAGGGCCGAUCCAUCAGCCCACAUCCUCGCCUGUGCACCCUCUAACAGCGCAUGUGAUUUGCUCUGUGAGAGACUGAUGGUACAUAUGGAUCCUUAUCAGAUUUACCGUUUGUACGCCAGCAGCAGAGACCCAAGAAGUGUCCCCAAGCACCUGCUGAAAUGUUGUAACUGGGACCAGAAACAAGAUGGGUUUAUGUUUCCAGAGACCAAAAUUCUGAUGAAAUACACAAUCAUGGUUACAACUAUGGUGACAGCUGGCAGACUUGUGUCUGGAGGAAUCCCAGUCGGUCACUUCACCCAUGUGUUUGUGGAUGAAGGUGGCCAGGCAGUGGAGCCAGAGUGUGUCAUUGCUAUUGCAGGUCUCCUCGACCCAAAGAAUGGCCAGUUGGUGCUGGCAGGAGACCCCAAACAGCUGGGGCCAAUCCUUCGAUCUCCGUUUGCAUUGCAGCAUGGACUGGGGCUUUCUCUGCUGGAGAGGCUAAUGCAACACAACACUUUAUAUCAGAAAAGUACAGACUCUGGACACUUUGAUACCCGCUUUGUCACCAAACUGCUGCGAAACUACAGGUCUCACUCUGCCAUUCUGAAAAUCCCAAAUGAGCUGUUUUAUGAGAAUGAGCUGCAGGUGUAUGCUGACCAGUGGGACCGUGAGACUUACUGUAACUGGAAGCACCUUCCCAAAAAGGGUUUCCCAGUGAUCUUCCACGGGGUGUUAGGGAAAAACGAGAGAGAAGCCAACAGCCCGUCUUUCUUCAAUGUGUCUGAAAUUGAGGUUCUGGUCGACUACCUCACCAAGCUGGUGGAAACACAAGGAAAGAAAGGUCUCCCCAAGCUCUCUCCGAAAGACAUAGGCAUCAUCUCCCCCUACAGGAAGCAGGUUGAGAAAAUCCAGAAGGUCCUGAAGUCUGUCCCAGCACUGAGUCAAUGGAGUGAUCUCAAAGAGCUUAAGGUGGGGUCUGUGGAGGAGUUUCAGGGACAGGAGAGGAAGAUCAUCAUGGUUUCUACUGUCCGCAGCAGCAUCACCUACGUCAAGAUGGACAAAGACUUCAACAUUGGAUUCUUGUCUAAUGAAAAGAGAUUCAAUGUAGCCAUCACAAGAGCCAGGUCCCUGCUGAUAGUUGUGGGAAACCCUGUGAUCCUCAACAAGGACCCCACCUGGGAGAAGUUCAUCAGCUACUGUGUGAAGGAGAAAGGCUACACUGGAUUUGACUUCAAAGAUGCAGAAGGCGAAGAUGAUGUUGUGUCACGACUGACAACCCUGAGAAUCAAUGUGGAUUCUGAAAGUCCUGUGGGAGAAGAGAGCGCCCUCCAGCAGUUUGUGGACCCAGAGUGGAAAAAUGAGCAUUAACAUGUUUUUCAGACGACCAGCACAGAACUGACACAGUAACAUCCUCACAAGCCUCUUAGCUUUAAAUACAGAAAGGUCCAUAUUUCAUUCUUCCUCUCUUUGAGCUUUAAACACAGCACUGGCAUCUUUUAUUAAAGAAUAGGUUCUUUUUAUUAACUUUUCUAAGAGCGUCUGUGUAUUUUGGUGCAGUAAACUGUGCUCCGUUUUUGAUGACAUUGCCAAAAUGCACCAUUGAAUCUUUAGUUUUUCACAUUAGCGUGUUUUUAAAUAGUAAUCAUUUUCUUUGUUUCGGGGUUAGAAAUAAAGAGCAGACAGUUCAGUCUCUCAGGAACUCAUUAGUUGGAGUGAAGAAAUAAACUAAUUUUGGACAUGUUACACUGCACACUGUCAUGACUAAUAUUCCUAUUGAUUAAUCAUAUACAAUGUCUUAAUUUCCUACAAGAUUGACCACAGAAGGAGAUUUGGUCUAGUCUCAAAAAUAGUUUAUUAACAAUGUUCAUGUUCACUUCAGAUCAAUUAUUCACGACAACACUUUCCUGUUUACAAAGCAUUAUUACAAUGAGCUUUUAUAUAAAUCUGAUUCAUUUCUAAUUUCAAACACUUCCAGAGAAAGAAAAAAAGUUGCACAACACUGAGCAGAUGUUCCCAAAGACAUGUGCUCUGCGUGUGUGUAUACACUGUGAAGACCCAUGGUUCUGUCAUGCAUGCAUUGACCUAAGGACAACUUUUGAUUUCGCACAUUAUCUGCAUACACAUUAACAGCAGUAUAGUACAUGCUCUCUGUGAUAUGUUCCACACUCGACCCUCUGCUGCUCUAAGCUAAUGCUUUCAAUAUGUUGUGCUUCCAGCUGCAUGUUAUUCCACUAUUUUCAUGAAUUCCCAAGAAUUCCUUAGCGUUAAGCUUGCUGAGACCCCUUAACAUCAUGGCUCGGCUAUGAAACAUAACUCGAGGCUUUUGUUUUUCAUUGAUAAAAAUCUUCAGUAGUAAGGAUCUGAAUGUGUUUGCCUUGUUACUGUGCCUAUUGUUGUCCACAAACACGCAGCUAGUCCAGAGCUAUCACAGCGUCUGCCCUACAAAGAUAUGAGGUAACAACAUUUAUAUGGUGCUUCUGAUUAUAAUCAAAAACGUCACAUCUACAAGUAGUUUAAAAAUUAUAGCUUGACCACUGACUCUCAGUUAAAGCAUAUGUGCUUGGCUAGUGGGGGGGGGAAGCUGCAUGAUAGAUAACAGACCUUGUCAGCUGGUAGGUUCUUGGCCUUUCCUAGCAUUGUAAGAAGGUUCCAUGCAACAUCAAAUUUAGUGUUUCGCCACACACAUUUCAACAUCCACCCUCCUAUUUACCGACAACAAUAUGCAACCAAUGCGAUAUGUGCACUACAUGAAAGAGCAACAGAGGUGGGGAAUAGGAAUGCAGUGAGGAGUCUGUGCCUGGGGAGUCGGUGGGCCGUUGAAGCUUUGUAUAUCAAGUCGUCAGGUCAAGGUAACAGUUUGGAAUUUUGAGAGGACAUCACUGAAAAAUGGGACCAGGGAACAGUCACCGAUGUGUCUCCAAAAGCCCCUUUAAGUACAAUACAGUGUAGACCACUGAUCUUCUGCUCCUUUGGCUUAAGAUGUCAACUCUCAAAGGUUUCAUUUGCCAAGAAAUGAAGAGCAAGAUCAUUGUAGAUCCAAGAUGUAUAGAUAUAACUAAAACAUUAACAAGCAUCUUUCUAGCUGCAGCCAAGUGUUUUCCCAUGAUUCCUUGUUAAUUCAAUAACAUUGAGUCUAUCUAUGCAGCAAAUACAGUCUCAGUCAUUAUAUUGUGAGGGCAUACACCGUAGCACAGGGACAUUUUUCUGCUUUUCAAACUGUUCAGCGAUCUGAGCUUUGAAAUGUCAGGAUGGUCGUCAUCUUGACCUCAACAGGAUCAGGUUAGUAUCAAGCAGCUGGUCUAUCUGGUUUGGGAGAGAACAACAAAAGGCACACCAGAACGGAGAAGGCACCAGGGUGAAAACACACUCCUCACAUGGCUCUUCUCAAACAUGUAAAGAAUGUCGUCCAACUGGACACAUCCACACGCAGUAGUCCAACAAGACCUGACUUCCAUGACUGGGCUAACCCGUCCAACACACAAAUUCCUACAGUGGGCGCGACCAGCUCACCUCAGUCAUAAUACACAAAUAAGGGAGGUUUCACCAGGUCUCGGCCUUCCUAUGGAUUUCUUUUUCAGCAGUGUCAUCUUGUUGAUACUAACAGCUGUUGUGCAUAGUUAAGUCAUAUUGGCUUGUGUCUCGAUUGGCCAGUUCUCAUCCCCCAUCUAGGUCCACUGCACAGAUCAGAGGGAUGCAUGAGAACAAUCAGAUCUGAUUCUCUUAUACAGUGCACUCUUUUGUUGACCAUUAUCACAGAAGCAGCUGCUUUAUCCUCAGUGUGAGCAGACUGAAAAUGGAGGGCACAGAGAAAAUGCUGACAAAAAAAAAAAAA